Molecule: messenger RNA, 2259 nt
Organism: Cyphellophora europaea CBS 101466
Lineage: Eukaryota; Fungi; Ascomycota; Eurotiomycetes; Chaetothyriales; Cyphellophoraceae
Exons: 2
Coding region: 1-2259 (752 amino acids)
Source: RefSeq, a predicted model, not a curated record
AUGGCGGCGACAGCCACCACAACGGUUCUACAACAGCCGUCCCAUUUUGGCACACCACAACAGCAUGCCAUUCAUAGUAUGGCAGCGUCGACGACUUCAGCUACCGGCGGUAUCAGCCUCGAGCAGUCUCAGCUCUGCCUAGUGUGCAAAUCCAUCUUCGAUGGCCUCACGCCCCGCAAUGAGUAUGGCGAGGUUACCCACUAUGGAUUGGAAGCUCUUUUCACCUCCGCAUCCCGCGGUUGCCAUCUGUGCUUGACCGUCUCACAAUCCAUCGACCCAGACCAGUUCAGCUCAUUCCAGAAUCGUCUCGCCAAAGGAGAACGCGUCGAAAGCUGGGGGUUUGCCGCCGUCAGUCCCAUUGCUAGAGAUCAAGCGAGGAUCAGAUUUCGAUAUCUCCGGACUAAGAGAACCGAGGAAGAAGUUUACGAAGGCAUGAGCACCUCCGAGAAGAGGAAGACGCGAAUGAUGAUGAGUACGCCGUCGAGUAUGGAUCUCAGCAGUGGAAGCACCAGCAGUGACGGAGGCAAGGCGAAAAGGGAACAGAUGCCGAUUCUGGUCGAGUUAAUUUUAAUGAACCCCAAAUAUGCCGUGGAACCCGGUGUUCGGAAGAUCAGUCUUGAAUCGAUACAUACCGGUUCGGCGGAAAGCUUCGACAUUGCAAAGAAAUGGAUCGACGAGUGCAUGUUCAACCACAUGAAGUGCUCGGUUAACGACGGUGCUGGACCUAUCUGGAAGCCAACUCAUCUCCUGGAUGUCUCUGUGAAAGGACCGAAAGGUGCACCGGGCAUCAAACUCGUCGAUGGCAUGUUCCUGGACGCCUUUACCGAGUAUGUCACCCUCAGCCACGUCUGGGGCCGAUCGAAGGCUAUCCGAUUACACAAAGGCACACUGAAAGCAUUACGACAGGGUGUGGCCAUCAAUAGUCUGCCCAAGACCUUUUCCGAAGCAGCAAUGGUAGCUGACAAACUGGGCUAUCGAUAUUUGUGGAUCGAUGCCCUGUGUAUCAUGCACGACAACGAGACGGCUGUUCUGAAGGAGAUCGGGGAGAUGAACAAGAUUUAUUCGAAUGCGUCCCUCAACAUCGCGGCAACGUCCUCACGCGAUGAUUCUGCAGGACUCAUCUAUCCUCGGAACGUCAUGGCACUGCAGCCCUGCGUCGUGGAGGCCAAUGGAGUCGGUGUUGCUGACGGCAUGUACAAGAUCCUGCGGUCGACCGUAUGGCACGAUCUUGUCGACACAUCACCCCUUGCCAAGCGAGCCUGGGUCGUCCAAGAGAGAUGUCUAGCCAAACGAACACUCCACUUCACACGUACCGAGCUGCUCUGGGAAUGUCAGCAGAUGUGCUGCUCGGAAGUGUUUCCCAAAGGAUUACCAGCCACAAUGACUGCACCCGCGGGCAAAGACUCAGUCGAGUUCUUCAACAAGCGCACCCACCACCAACGCCACGGCAACUGGCACCAGCUCGUCAACCUCUACUCGCGAGGUCGACUAAGCUACACAUCCGACAAGCUCCUCGCCGUCUCCGGCCUCGCAAAGCAAUACAUGUCCCGCAACCGCCUCCGCGAAGCCGACUACCUCGUCGGCCUCUGGAAGCCCCAACUCCCGCAAGCCCUCCUCUGGCGCACCGACCGCGGCAAGCGCCCGCUCAAAUACCGCGCCCCAUCCUGGUCCUGGGCCUCGAUCGAAGGCGACAUCGCCCACCCGGAAACCGCCCAGGCGGCCAAGGAAACCUGCCUGGAAGUCAUCGACAGCGAGGUCAAACACAAAGCCGACCCGUUCGGGCAGGUCGAGGCCGGCGCCAAGCUCAAGGUCCGCGGCUUCAUGGCCCGCGGCCUCCUGCCGCGCACCAAGGACUACUGGGGCCAGGUGUCGUGCGAGAUCCAAUGCAAGCAGUCGUCGUCGUCAUCGUCGUCGCCGCUGUCGCUCGAGCUCGAGAACGCGUAUUUCGACGAGGACUUGCCCAAGUUGUCGGAUCCGGCCGCGGGGGUCGGCAUGAUUGAGCAUCUGCAGGUGUAUCUGCUGCCGGUGAUCGACGUCAUGGACCGCGUCGAGGGCUUGAUCCUGUGCUCGAACAUCAAGAAGGGCGAGUUUCGCCGCAUCGGUGCGUUUGAGGUCAGUCGGUACGACCAGGCGAAUUGGGAUCGCUUCCGUGCCGUGAUGAAGGGGGACCCGGAGAUGAAUAAUUAUGAGGAGAGGUUGGAUCAUACUAACGGGUAUUGGUUUGCCAGUGAUUAUACUUAUACCGUGAACUUGGUUUGA